UCGGUUGAAACACUGCGAUCUAAUAUCUCGUCGACUCAAACGCAACUUACUGCUGUACUCCAUCAAAUCCGCAAGCUCGAGUCCUAUCCUCCACACCCACAACCACGAUCAGAGACGCCAACCCUCCAAGCUGCUAGUCUAUCUUCAGCUCCAGACAAUCAACAACGUCUUUCCCUUUCUGGAUCGGAAUCUUCUUCGUCAACGACGACGACUACUACUGAUAGAAAUACAGGUACGUGCAAUGAGGUGGAAGCAGAAGCAGCGAUGCACCACGCCAAUGUCAUCUUCGCUCGGCACAUCUCUUUGCUGAAAGAAUACAAUGAGAUCAAAGACGUCGCCAUGGGAAUGCUGUCGCUCAUUGCCGAGAAAGAAGGGCGGCGGCUGGUGGAGAUCAUGGAAGAACGAGGGUUGAGCGAGAAAGAUUGA
Capronia epimyces CBS 606.96 is the source of this 426-nucleotide messenger RNA. RefSeq lists its product as uncharacterized. The annotation marks the transcript as partial. The transcript has a single exon. NCBI's taxonomy places the organism in Eukaryota, Fungi, Ascomycota, Eurotiomycetes, Chaetothyriales, Herpotrichiellaceae. The record is from RefSeq and is a predicted model, not a curated record.